CCGUAUUUUCAGCCAUCCGAAGUGUGCUCGCAAUUCUCUGUUUGUGAUGGCCUGUCAUGUGACGGGCCAGUAGAUAAGUAAAAAAGGACCCAGUUUCCUAAUAUGGAAGCCCCACUGAUCGAGUGGUUCGUUCUUUCCUUCUUUGUCUUUGAUCUACUUCUCGUCUUUGGUUCUCUUCACUUUCUUCCUCUCUCUCUCCCUCUUCAUCUUUUCUAUCAUCCCGUCUGUCAGAAGCUCCAGUCACAGAAAACUAAAAGGCUGCCAUUACAGUUAUGCCAUGACCGACUCAAAAUGCCGCGUGACUGGUUUUCCGAUGGCCAACUACCAUGCAACUAACAUAACCUUC
Messenger RNA from Aspergillus welwitschiae, 346 nucleotides. RefSeq lists its product as uncharacterized. The record is from RefSeq and is a predicted model, not a curated record. Lineage: Eukaryota; Fungi; Ascomycota; Eurotiomycetes; Eurotiales; Aspergillaceae. The transcript has a single exon. Bases 103 to 336 code for a protein of 77 amino acids.